Molecule: messenger RNA, 1944 nt
Organism: Drosophila nasuta
Lineage: Eukaryota; Metazoa; Arthropoda; Insecta; Diptera; Drosophilidae
Product: GATA zinc finger domain-containing protein 14-like
Exons: 4
Coding region: 1-1848 (615 amino acids)
Source: RefSeq, a predicted model, not a curated record
AUGAAAAUUUACAACUUGUUGGUGCUCACGUUCGUGAUUGCUCUAUCUGCUCUGACUGCAAGCAGCCAGGCUCAUCAGCCUGAGUGUUCAGAUCAGAUCAAUGGUCUUUCCUUUGCGGAUCCCAUAAGCUGUUCCAGCUAUUACAUUUGCCUUCGCGGACGUGCUCUAAGAAGAGAACACAACUACAACUACGACAACACCCUGCUCGACAACCACCACAAGCACCACAACGACAACUACUACAACAACUACAACCACAACAACUACAACUACGACGACAACAACAACAACUACGACGACAACAACCACAACUACAACUACAACCACAACUACAACUACCACUACAACAACUACCACAACCACAACUACAACUACCACUACCACUACAACAACUACCACUACAACAACCACAACGACUACGACAACAACUACGACGACAACUACAACUACUACGACAACAACAACAACUACAACAACUACAACAACUACGACAACAACCACAACCACAACUACAACUACGACAACACCCUGCACGACAACAACCUCUACGACUACGACAACCACAACCACCACGACAACCACUACAACAACCACAACGACUACGACAACAACUACGACGACAACUACAACUACUACGACAACAACAACAACUACAACAACUACAACUACUACAACUACUACAACAACUACGACAACAACCACAACCACAACUACUACAACAACUACGACAACAACCACAACCACAACGACAACUACAACUACGACAACACCCUGCACGACAACUACCACAACAACUACAACAACCACAACGACAACCACAACUACUACGACAACAACAACCACAACGACAACUACCACAACUACAACUACAACUACAACUACAACAACUACGACUUCGACAACCACAACCACCACGACAACCACUACAACAACCACAACGACUACGACAACAACUACGUCGACAACUACAACUACUACGACAACAACAACAACUACAACAACUACAACUACUACAACAACUACGACAACAACCACAACCACAACUACUACAACAACUACUACAACAACUACGACAACAACCACAACCACAACGACAACUACAACUACGACAACACCCUGCACGACAACAACCACUACGACUACGACAACCACAACCACCACGACAACCACUACAACAACCACAACGACUACGACAACAACUACGACGACAACUACAACUACUACGACAACAACAACAACUACAACAACUACAACUACUACAACUACUACAACAACUACGACAACAACCACAACUACUACAACAACUACGACAACAACCACAACCACAACGACAACUACAACUACGACAACACCCUGCACGACAACAACCACUACGACUACGACAACCACAACCACCACGACAACCACUACAACAACCACAACGACUACGACAACAACUACGACGACAACUACAACUACUACGACAACAACUACGACGACAACUACAACUACUACGACAACAACAACAACUACAACAACUACAACUACUACAACUACUACAACAACUACGACAACAACCACAACCACAACUACUACAACAACUACGACAACACCCUGCACGACAACUACCACAACAACUACAACAACCACAACGACUACGACAACCACAACUACUACGACAACAACAACCACAACGACUACGACAACCACAACUACUACGACAACAACAACCACAACGACAACUACCACAACUACAACUACAACAACUACGACAACAACUACCACAACAACAACAACCACUACUUCAACUACAACAACUACGACGACACCCUGCACGACAACAACCACUACAAAAGCUCCUUGUACUAAAACUACUGAAGCACCCUGUACUACAACAACAACAUUAUCUACGACAACUGAGGAACCAUGCACAAAAUCAAUUACAACAAAAGCUCCUUGUACUAC